CUAUAAACGUUGCAGCUCCUACAGUAACUUCUUCCCUUUCGUUCUCUUCUAAAUAGUUUUACUAUCCCUAUGACCUUUAUAAGACAAAGGUACAAACCACCCGUCAUUUCAAAACAAUGCAGACGGAUCAUGAUUCUGCAUACGAAAGCGAUAACUCUCAAGCAACCAACACUACCAGCAUACCAACGGAUAUUUUAGAUGGUCAAAGGCAAUACGGUCGCCGAUACCACAGGUAUCGGCAGAGUACAUACUUGAUUCCCGAUGAUGAGAUCCAGCAAUCCUGUCUCGACCUCUUCCACUGCUACUGCACGGCUUUACUUGGUGGCAAGCACUAUCUUGCCCCCGUACCCGAGCAGAGCGACCGCGUUCUAGAUCUCGGCUGUGGAACUGGGACAUGGGCCGUGCAAGUCGCCGAUGACCAUCCCAAUUGGCAGGUCACUGGCAUCGACCUCAGCCCAAUACAACCAACAUGGGUUCCACCGAACCUCACUUUCGUGCUCGAUGACAUGGAGGACCACUGGACUCACGGCGAACCGUUCGACUUUAUCCACUCACGUCAAACCGGGGGAUCAGUGAAAAAUUGGCCGGAGCUUAUCCAACAAUGCUAUGCAAAUUUGAAAAACUUGGGCUGGAUUGAAUUUCAGGAGCUUGAUUACAGUCACCAAGCUUUGGAGGGCGUAGCCGAAGAAAAAAGCCUCGUCCGUUUAGCAGAUACGCUGACAAUGAAGGCCUUCCGUGCACUAGGCCGCGAGUUGUCAGUCGGGGGGGAAAUUCAAGGGUGGCUUGAAAAUAAGGGAUUCGUGAAUGUACAACACCGUGUCUUCAAAGUCCCCCUUGGCCCGUGGCCCUGUGAUAUGAGACUGGUAAGUGUCCCAGCCCCCCCUGCUGUUCUGACGAUUAAAUCACAACAGAAAGUGAUUGGUGAUCUGCGUCUUUGCGAAUACCGAGAGGGCCUUGAAGGUCUCGUCCUCAAGCCGUUUGUAUAUGGCUUGGGGUGGUCAUCUGAGAACGUCAGAGAGUUUGUGAAACAGGUUUGCGACGAAGCAGACAAUCAGAAAUUUCCUUUGUGGUGUCAGUUGUAAGUUGAGCCCCUUCAGCAAUCGAAAGUGCCCCUCAUAACGACCUGACUUACACAAGCAAGCCAUAUUGUAUUCGGUCAGAAGGUUAUCUAAACAUUGAAUAAUAUGUUGAGGAUGAGGUUGUUUGGGAAGUCCGAGAAUGGAAAUGGGAGAGUGGCGCUGUUCCACACUAUGUUGUACCACGGUUCGCUUUAUCUGUGCGUGAUAUCUCCGGAGUGUGUUGUUGGGGGAGAGGGUUCUUUUUGUUUAUUCACCUGUUUGCGCCAUCACAGAGAUGAAAAGGGAACCUGUAAAAUGCCGUCCGUGCUUAGAGCAUAGUAGAUGGUUCUUAGUUUGAUGGGUGAGGGGUUUGUCCGCCAGCUAACUUAGACUCCUUCACCUGACACAAACUAAAGCUGGGAAGGCCAACCAAAAGUUGGGUGUGAUUGGUAGUAACCGCUCAGCUACAUUGCAAAGUGGCAUGUCAUCUUGGAACCGGGAAACAGGUUCCACAGAAGUCAUGUCCGUCAAUCGCCAUGGACACUACCUGUCAAGAAGUUAAAAGUGAUGACCAGGGCAGGGAGUGUCGAAUUCAGUAAAUUAUCUAUCGGAGGCGGAAGAGCA
Cladophialophora immunda is the source of this 1682-nucleotide messenger RNA. RefSeq lists its product as hypothetical. The record is from RefSeq and is a predicted model, not a curated record. The transcript has 5 exons. Gene Ontology annotation, molecular function: methyltransferase activity. The coding region runs from base 117 to 1082 and encodes 321 amino acids. NCBI's taxonomy places the organism in Eukaryota, Fungi, Ascomycota, Eurotiomycetes, Chaetothyriales, Herpotrichiellaceae.